This is a messenger RNA of Cydia splendana, 4205 nucleotides long. RefSeq names its product BTB/POZ domain-containing protein 6-B (gene axed). NCBI's taxonomy places the organism in Eukaryota, Metazoa, Arthropoda, Insecta, Lepidoptera, Tortricidae. Gene Ontology annotation, cellular component: cytosol. Bases 588 to 1781 code for a protein of 397 amino acids. The transcript has 2 exons. Gene Ontology annotation, biological process: neurogenesis. Gene Ontology annotation, molecular function: protein binding. The record is from RefSeq and is a predicted model, not a curated record.
AUGUCCAUUUAAAAAUGCACGAAUAUACGAAGGUCGCGUUUCAUUUGUUUCAGGAGAAUCUAACAAGAUGCCAAGGGUUUCUUUGUCAGCCGUUCAUGUUUGUUUUGAUCGUCCGGCGCGCAUGCGUGGUCGCCAGGCGACGGUGACCGCCGGCCGGCCGCCACUUGCCAACGGAGGCUCGAGCGACGCGCGCCUCUACCGAGCCGUGCGCGAAAAUCGUGCUAAAUUUAUCGCGCGGGAAAGCAUGGCCGACCGCGCUGCUUCCAGCCACGAACACGAGUGCACUUCGGGUUUUUCCGGGCGAGGUCGCGCAGGGCGGGCGGCGCGCGCCGAUCCCCCAGGCACCCUGCCUCGCAAUACAACUUAAACCACACACAUAACAGCACGCUCUAACUGCAUAAUAAUAAAACUGCAAAAUUUAAAUUAAUAAUCCACUGAAAUCUGUCCCAGUUUGUGUGAUGUACGUGAUACGAUGCAUUCAGGUGCUGUAGACGUUUGGGACUCUGAAAUGUGAACCAGCUGACUCGGCGCGUCACAACAGAUUAAACUCGGAACAAGAAAGAGGGAGAAGACAAAUAAUACUUACAAUGACGGUGGUGACGAAUCCUGCCCGGACGGGGUCCGACGACGAGAUCGAGUCGGGCCGCGACAGCGCCGCUGGCGACAGCUCCUGCAUCGAGUCUGAGAACGAAAACGCUCGCCUGUACGACGACGAGAAGCAAAGCGACAUAGUGUUCGUCGCCGGCAUCAAUGGCGACACCUGGCGCUACCCCGGCCAUCGACGCGUCCUCGCCGCCACCAGUCCCGUCUUCGCGGCCCUGCUGGCCUGUAAAACGGACGUUAUCGUUGUCGACUACAUCGACCGCCGUGGCUUCGAACAACUCCUCCGCUACCACUACUGCGAGCCAACACAGCUCAACUCUGUGGCGACCGCCCGGUGCGCCCUCGACGCCGCUUACAAGUUCCUGUGUCCACCGCUGGCCGAGCGAUGUGCUCGCCGGUUAGACGAGAUGCUGGAUGCCGGCGUAGCUCUAGAAAUAUUGCGGGACCUGCGCUACCUCUGCGCGCGUCUCCCUGGUGCUGCCUCGGCCCCUCCUUUGCCGGCUCUCACGGAUGACGCAGCCGCGCGUUCUCUUGCACAGUGCUCGCGAUGGUGCGAUUCCUUGGCGCACAACGCGUUGCUGGUGCUCGACGAAAACGCUAAUGCAGCUUUAACCGACGAGCGUCUCGAAGAACUAACGUACGAAGAUCUCGCUUUGAUAGUAAAGCGCGACACGCUUCGCGUAUCAAACGAGUUAGUCUUGGCUGAGGCGCUCUCCAGAUGGGCUACGGCCGCCUGCAAACGAACUAAACGCGAGCUGAUGCCGAGCAACAAGCGGGCAGCGCUAGGCGAGCUAGCUUAUUGUCCGCGAUAUUUGCUGCUGCAGGGUGAGGACUUGGACCGUGCUCUCGCUUUGGAACUGUUGGAGCCUAUGGAGAGAGCCUUGGUUUUGGCUCGGGCACGUAAGCUAUCGGCACCAGUACCCGUGGGCGCGGAGCAGGAGGGACUGCUGCGGCGGUGGGCGCGGCCGCGUCCGGCGGAGCCCGCCGCGCUGCCCGUGCAUUUGAGCCCGCGUUCCCAGCCGGUGCCCGAAGAUCCCCAGCCUAGCAAGCUUUGCGCGCGCCGACCUAAGCGACCAAAGCAACCGAGCUUCGCACCGGAGGAGAAACGCAAGAAACGCGGCUGCUGCGCCUGCUUCGGCGAAGGCCUUCUCCGGGCAUUCAUAUGCCUUUUUGAUUAAAAUGGCAGAAAAUUUCAAGUAAAUGUGAUGUUGCGUUAUCGAUGAUGUGGACCGAAGUGAACUAAGGUGUUAUGAGUGACAUUUUCUUCAAUCCUGACGAAACUUGGCUAACACAGUUCACGUAUUACGGAAGUUAAUGGAAAUGAUAGAAAAAUUGAGAUAUAUCGAAUAUUCUUAUGAUAUUUAUGAUAGACAAUGUGGAAAAGACUUCGUCGAAGGACUCGUCUGUUUUUGUAUUUUUUUACGAAUUUGAUUAAUCUUAAUUCGUAGUUAAAUUUUCAGAACUCCUAUACAGUUAAAUUUAAUAACGGAGGAGUUUAUCAACUGCAUGAUGUUACCAUGUGAAUCGUUUCUUGUGGUUUUGUUUAGUAAAUGCUUUAGGUCGGAAUGCAAUGCUUAGGUCACAAGUUGGCAACUGAAAGUUGUUUGUUUUAUCAUAGUUGAGUCGAUAACGUACUCCCGAAUGUGUAGACGAAAUUGUUUAACGAGAAAUAUAUUAUUACGAUCGGUGUCGCGGCCCAGCCGCAGUAAGUACCUAGAUAAUGUCUACAUUUAGCACUUUAUGUACUUAUGUGGUAGAUACUUUUGUGUAUUUAAUGUUGUGAUAUCUAUUUGUUACCUAAAUCAAUUAUAUUAUAAUUAUUUUAACGUUACCAAAUUGUAUUCAGUUAGGUGCUUACAUAUCCAAUUGUAAAACAAUUUGCAUUUAAGAGCGUAUUGGAAUCAUUUGAGAUUUGGUGCACAAAUGCUAUAUUACUUAGUUUUGUAAGUACAUUGUUUUUGUUAGCUUAAUUUAAAUUAAUUUUGUUGCAUUUAUCAACAAAAUUGUGUAAAUUAUGAAGCUUUUAAAAAGUACCUCUGAAUUAUUUAGUAUAGAAUUGUAAGUAGGAGAUUACUUCCAUAAUUUAAUUAUGAUUAAUGUGCUCCCUAGUCAUUUUUAGGCACACUUAUACUUUAAGGACCUAUAAUUUUAUUUUGAACAAGUUAUAAUUGCGGACUGAAUUAACAAAGUCCCGGGAGAAAUUUUUGUUUCAGUGAAAAUGUCGUUUUCCUCAAAGCCAUUGUUCCUUUGUUGGCAUCUUGUAGCAUUUCUCCGUUCUCGGAACGUACACUGCCUUCGAUUAAACGUGUUCUUAUAUUUAAGCAUUUAGAUUUUCAAUUAUUUAAAUUAAUAUUUUUUAGAUUGUGCCAUAGUCUAAUACAAACUUGCAUUAGGAAGUUGCACGACCGUGCGUCCAGAGUCCAGACCAGACGCCUGAAGAGUUUCAAGAGUCUCUAUAGUGUACAAGUAGAGUUUUUACAGUACAGUUUAUUUUGGUCAUCACACCCGACAUUUAUUACGCGAAAUGUUAAUUUGCAAAUUAGCUGUAUCCGGUGAUCGCACGCGCUUAAACUAGCCACUUAUAAACCCUUAAAUCAUUAAAAUAAUAUUUUGCAGAGAAUUUUACUUCACUUUUGUUAUAUGCGCACUGUUGCAUACCUAUAUUAGAUCGAUUUUUGAAAUAGAAUUAUUAAGAUCAUUAUUAUCAUGUACUUAUUUUUCUAUUUUGGACUUAUAAAAAUUAUAAAGAAAUUUUAGCUUUCUAUUUAAGUAGAAUAUUUAAAUUGCAUGCAGGACUUUUAAUACCUGUAAAGAAAUUGAUUGACUAUUUUACUUUUCAAUUGACUACGUACAGGGUUUUCAGGUGUAGUGGAAGUUUACAUUUUAAAAUAUUCUUGUCGUUAUAAACGAACCUUAAAUUUAUGCAAAAUAAAUGUAUAAUGCAAAUAAAUGUACCUAUCCUCUGCUCAAUAUAGACUCAAAUUCUUUAUGCUCUGCUCUUCCGUUUCAUCUGGCUAUUUUAAAAGCUUGUCACACUUUGCAAGACAAUAUAAUAUUGCGGGUUCUGAAAGAAGAAAUCAAAAGACUUACAAGUAAGAAGCAAGGUGUAUCUUGUAGAGUCGAGUGUGACAACUUUAUUCUUACGUAAACUUCCAUCUUCGACGUAUAUUUCUGUAAUCAUAAGAAACAUUUUGAGGUGUUCUUGUGAAUAGUUGUUUAGGUGUUUGUAAAAGUAGCAACAAUUACCUUAAUUCUGAACUGUUAGCAUCACCAACCAGCACAAAAUACAAAGAUACAUCUUUAAAAAUUAUUACCUGGGUACCCGAAAAGGUAAAAUUGUUUUACUCAAAGUUGUACAGUAAUUUAUCAGUCCUAGUUAGAAUUUACAUAUUUAAGAAUAGAUUGAAAUGAAUUUAAUAAACAACAUUUUUGUGCUGGGUUGUGAUCGUCUUUAUACUUAUACUUAUGUAUUGUACAAUAAAAACUUUCUGGUUUCGAUCCUUUUACUGUGUAUAAAAUUAUAAAUGGAUAAAACAAUUAAUCAGCUAUAAGCUGUAUUUGUAACGACUCCUCCUGAGACAAAAUAUAUAACAUUCAAUCUA